Messenger RNA from Orbicella faveolata, 3814 nucleotides. RefSeq lists its product as uncharacterized. Gene Ontology annotation, molecular function: protein binding. Gene Ontology annotation, biological process: signal transduction. The record is from RefSeq and is a predicted model, not a curated record. NCBI's taxonomy places the organism in Eukaryota, Metazoa, Cnidaria, Anthozoa, Scleractinia, Merulinidae.
CAUAUGUUUUGAAAACUAACAAAGUGUUGUUUUGUACAGGAAAUCAAAGUUGUUCAGAGUAUCACAAGCUGGAGGAAGAGCUUGGCGCUCCAAAAACAGAAAUGGAGGAAAUUAAGUUGAAACACAACAAAGAGAUGAAGACUUUGGAAACAGAGGAAGAAAGGAAAGCUAAUGCAAGACUAAAGAGACUCGAUUCUGUACGAGUAAAGUAUUUGGAGGAAGAAAUCGAUCAUCUAAAGACAGAAAUGGAACAACUUAAGCUCAAACACAACGAAGAGAAGAAGACAUUGGUAGCAGAGAAACAGAACAGAGACGCGAAGUUAAGGGAAGCUAACACGAGACUAGAAAGGUUGGAUACCGUCCGUGUAAAAGAAUUGGAGGAGGAACUCCAUCAUGUUAAGACAGAAAUGGCGCACCUUAAGUUCAAACAUAACGAAGAGAAGAAGACUUUGGUAGCAGAGAAACAGAACAGAGAGGCGAGGUUAACGGAAGCUAAUGCAAGACUCGUUCCUGUCCGAGUAAACGAACUGGAGCAAGUAAUUGAAAACCUAAGGGAAGAGAAAAAAGAGAUCGAGUCUCAACUCCUUAGCGACAAGAAAAGAAUAGAGAGAGAGUUACACGAGAAAAAGAAAAGUGAAGUGAAAGUUAAACGCAAAACUGAGCGUCUCACAAAAGAAAACGAGGAUUUCCUUAAAAGGAUUAAGGAGCUAGAAAACAAGAACAGAGCGCUGGUAAAGAAGAACAAUAAUCUCUUGUCGAAAAUCAAGACUGUGGAAUGUGAAACAAGCGAACACGAUGAACCAAAACCCGAACUUAAUCGACUUUCCCCUGAACUAGAGCAACUUCGCGAUGAAGAUAAAUGCCUCAAAAAUAAAAACGCAGAUUACCUUCGAAAGAUUAAAGAUCUGGAAAAGCAGAUCAAAACGCUGGCAACGAAUAACAACAACCUUUUAUCGAGGAUCAAAACUGCGGAACGUGAAACAAGAGAAUGCGAUAAAGUAAAAGCCGAACAUCAUCGACUUUUUUCUGAAACAGAGCGACUUCGCAAGGAAGAUCAGAGCCUCAAAAAGGAAAACGAGGAUUCCCUUCAAAAGAUUAAAGAUCUGGAAACGAAGAACAACAGCCUCAAAUCGAAAAUCAAAACUAAAGAAUGUGAAGUAGAACAACUUCGCAUGGAAUAUAACGACAGCAUCGCAAAAGCAAACGCGAAUUCUUUUCAAAAGAUUGGAGAUCUGGAAAAGAAGAUUAAAGCGCUGGAAAGGAGGAACGAGAGAUUCCGGAAGGAAUUGGAAACUAAGGAAUGUGAAAACUGCAAAGUACUAGAUGUGGAAGUCAAUAAAUACAAGAACGCUGUAAACUGCGCUUUCCUACCUAGUGGAAAGGAAUUUUACAGCUCUACUGGCGUCUUAUCUACCUUGAAUAGAGAUAGCUCAGUCAAACUUGUUGCUACCCGAUCGUCUGAAGGGCCGGGAAAAGCAAGUGAUAUAUUUCACCACAGCAAAGGCAAAGAGAGUGGAACAGCUGCGAUGAAGGGUUCCUGGUGGUGUGUUGACUUGGGCGAAAAUUAUCGCUUGGUUAUCACACACUACGCUUUAAGGCACGGAAAAAAAGAUGGUGAAUCAAUUCUUCGAGAAUGGAAGCUUCAGGGAUCCAUAGACGGUCUCAUAUGGACAGAUCUUAACAGUGCUAAGGAUCCAAAUGACCCCCUACAGUUCCGUGAUCCCUCUCCAUAUUUUACAGGCAGAUGGACAGUCGAAGGCGAAGUGGGGGCCUUUCGUUACUUCCGUAUUUUGCAGACAGGCAGGAAUUCCUCUGGCAAAUAUGGAAUUUAUUUAUCUGGACUCGAGUUAUACGGAACACUCGCCAAGAUAUAACCUGUUUUAAGUCCUGUAUAACACUACGAGCUAUGAAAAUUUUAAGGAUAUUAACUGAAGACCAGGGAACUCUAAAUAUCAAGAAUUGCCAGAAGAAACCCCUUGGUGAACUAUCUCGAAAAUAAGACUAAAACUUGCCCGAGAGGUUUUGAUUUUGAGAAAUCCAACAAAAAGUAGACUUGCGGUUUUCGCGCUGCGGUCGCCAUUAAAUUCAGCCGAAAAAUUGGGCAUAUUCACAUCACUCUCAGAGAAAGACGGUCGGCUAAAUUGAGAAGUGGCGACAUGGAGUUACUUGUGCUUGUGUGACCCUCGUAAUUGCAGUUUUUACGCGUAAAAAUCCUUUUCUUACACAGGUCUCACUAUAUGGCUUCUCAAUUGCCCAAGCUGAAGUUUUUAUAUGCUGUAGAACAAUAACAGAGCUUUGUAAAAACGUAUUUUUCAUUUAAAACUUCCGUGUACGAAAAUUGCCUUCAAAAAUGCCCUAUCUUAAGGCUUUUUUCAAAGUGCUAAAAGCAGCAAUCUUCAGGCGCCUCUAACCCAAAGUGAAAAUGCACUUCUUGGCAAUAUUUUUAUACCUUUGUGUUUUAAUUGUGAUACAAAACAAGCAUGUAAAAGACAAUUUUAAAAGGCCGAGCCGUCUUUCUCUGAGAGUGAUGUGAAUAUGCAUGCCCAAGUUUUCGGCUCAAUUUAAUGGCGGCCGCAGUGCAAAAAGUGCAAUUCUACUUUUGGUUGGAUUUCUCAAAAUCCUAGACUCUCUGGCAAGUUUUAGUCUUAUUUUCGAAAAUAGUUCACCAAAGGGUUUGUUCUGGUUUGUUUGUUCUGAUCUCAGUUUUGGAAGUCAAUUCUCAAUUAUACUUAGAGUCCCUAGUCUAGCGCUUUUCUGUACUAAGGUUAAGCCAUUCAAAAAAUCUCUGUGAAAAUAGUUUGUGUAUACAGUGUGCACAAUUCGCAUUUAAAGAAUUUAGGGACACUGCUACUCGAGAUUUCCUGUGUGUCCGAUUAUAACAAUUACUACUUUAUCAGUGGUCUCUUAAAACCAGAAGUUAAUUAAAUAGCGUCCACUGUAAAUAAUUUAUAGAAAUCCUGCCUGAAGCACUUAGUUUCCAGGCAGACCUACAAAAGAGUCGCUAUUCCUAUGUAAUAACUCAGUCACGUUAUCUGAAAAAACACCAAAAAAUUCCUGCCUAAUUGUUAUAAAUUCCGAAUUUGAGUGGUUUAUUUAGAUAUAGUGGACUUUGAUCAAUAUUUUUUUAAAGACAAAAGCAAUACUAGGUACAACUAUGAAUAUUGCAUUCAAAGUUUUCUCUUCUUGCUAAUGUGAGCGACGAGGCGAGUCUUUUCAUGUAGUACUAUACUCUCAAAUCUGCUGGCAGCGUGGCUCUAAGAAUCAUGCAUCAAAAAUACUCUCUCAAGCUUGUGACGCAGAAGGGAAUUUGGAAUACGGUAAACGUGUUGGGAAAAAAGAAUUUGUAAUAGUAAUUGGACUGAGUGGAGUAAAAUUCAGGGAGUAAUCGUAUCUAUAACGAAAUUCUCGAUCGUGAUUGGUUCUCCGCGCGCCUGUUUGUCACGUAAUCGGCGCGCGAUCACGUGGGUGUGCAAUUAGAGGUAUCCAAUUCGUGCUCGUCCGAUUUUGAAAUUACUCGCGCGAUUUCUCCUUGAAUUGUACUUUACUCGGUCCAAUGACUGUUACUAAUCGCGAGAGUAAUUUAAAAAUCGGACGAGCUCGAAGCCCGGGGCCGAUUUGAAAUUACGAGCACGAUUACUCGCUGAAUUGUGCGACACGAGGUCUAAUUACUAAUUAAUCGUAACUAUAACAAAUUUCGGAAUUAAAAAUGCCCUUUGAGAACUUCCUUUGCGCGAAAACGCCUGUAACGCUUUUCAUAGGUUUUGAAAAGUGUAGGAAACGGUGCGAAGGAAACCAUUAAAGUGGACGUAAUUGA